UACAGUACGGCGGGGUACAGUGUGCGGGAAGCCACGGUCGCUGCGUGCGGGCAGCGGCUCCUCAGCUAUGGACCUAUUCGAGUUUGACUUCUUUAGGGACUGGGAGCUGGAGCAGCAGUGCCAUUACGAGCCGGACCGCAGCGCACUGAAGAAGAAGGAGUGGGAGAGGCGGACUCAGGAGGUGCAGCAGGAUGAAGAUUUGCUUUCCUCCGGCUUCAAUCUGUUCGGGGAGCCCUACAAGCAGACCAGCAAGGGCGACGCCCUGGCGAACCGCGUGCAGAACACGCUGGGGAACUACGACGAGAUGAAGGAGCUCCUGACCAGCCACUCCAACCAGAGCCAUCUGGUGGGCAUCCCCAAGAGCUGUGUGCCGCAGACGCCGGUGGAGAAGGCCGAGCAGCCCGGCUUCUUCCCUGAAGGAGCGAGGGGGCGGCCGGGGCCCGGCCAGGUCACAUCGGGAUCUAUGCCUCCCCCAGGCCCCUCCUCUGCCUCCUCUACAUCAUCAUCUUCUUCCACGCCCAAGAAAUCUCGCGCCACAGACUGGCACAGAGGGGGUGGGCAGGCGGCCCUGGGGGCAGGGUCCACUUGUGGGCGGGGCAAGCACGGGGCCGCCAUCCACGAGCCACCCCCGGCUCGCCAUGAGGACCCAUUCAUUCUCCAAGGCGACAGCCACAAGGGUGACUCUAGCCCGGCGGCCUCAUCCUCUCAUGGACGACGGCACGCGUCAGCAAAGGGGCCGCCGGUGGACACACCGUACAAAGAGCCCCCCCAUGGCCGGUCUCCCGGGGAUGUGGAGGUGGGCCCCCACGGCGUGGGCUCCCCCGUGGCUUCCACAUCCCUGCUGCCCGGUGGCCUGGCCACACCCACCUUCCCACAAGCCUUGCACAGUAAGCCCAGCGCGGUGCAGCAGAAGCCCACAGCCUACGUGCGGCCCAUGGACGGCCAGGAUCAGCUGCCCAUCGACUCGCCAGAGCUGAAGCCGCCCAUGGAGAUCGGGGAUGGCUAUGGCAAUGCCACCUUCGGGGGCCUGGCGGACAGCAAGGCGGGCGGUAACGGCACCAAGGGGAAGCUGCCGAAGCUGACGCUGCCACCGCCCGGGGAGGUCAGCUUGUCGGGCGACUCCAGCUGCGUGGAGGACAUUCUCCGGGAGAUGACCCAUUCCUGGCCCCCUCCUUUGACUGCAAUCCACACACCAGGCAAAGCGGACCAGAACAAAUUCCCCAUCCCAUCCAAGGAUCCUCAACAUCUCACCUCAGGAUACAAUGGACAGAAGCGGUGUGGCAUCACCGGUAACAAGCCCCCCACCAAGGCUGUGCCUCAGAAGUCGAUGCUGGAGGACGACUUGAAAAUCAGCAGCGACGAAGACGACGGCGACCAGGCUGCAGACAAGGCCAAGCCAGGCAGCGGACCUCUGAACCUCCCCGGGCCGGCCACUCGCUCCAGUGAAGCAGGCCACUCCAGCGGUGCUUCGGGCAGCUCCAGCGAAUCAGAAAGCAGCUCUGAGUCGGACUCAGACAGCGAGAGCAGCUCCAGCGACAGCGAGGGCAAUGGGGCGUCCCGGAAAGCCACACCCGAGCCGGAGCCGCCUUCUACCAACAAGUGGCAGCUUGACAAGUGGCUGAACAAGGUGAACCCUCACAGCAAGGCCCUCAUCCAUAGCCAGCCAGAGAGUCAUGGCCCAGGGGAUGGUCAGGCCGAGGAUAGCAAGGGGAAACCCCCGGGACCACUGGCACCGCUGGAGAACAAGGACCGGGCGCUCCUCAGCCCUGUGCGGGACAAGGCCAAACCCCGGACAGGCCAGAAGCCACCCGAGGGCAAGAGUGCCAGGGCCAAGUCCCCAGCCAGCGGGGAACCAGUGCCACUCCGGAGGAGCACAGGGAAAAAACAGCCCCGCAAGGCUGAGCGCACCCCCAGCGUGGAGGACCCACACGGAUGGCCCAAGCCCAGCAACCCCAGUGCUAUCGCCAAGGAGAAGGAGCCCCCACCACCAGAGCCCACCAAAGGAAGGGGAAAGGGCGCCCCCCGGAAGGAGCCACGGUCUACGGCCACGGCCGCCCCACCCACCACGCAGGACAAGAAGAAGCACCGGGGACCCAGCAAAAUCGUCCCCAAGUCCAAGGAGUUCAUCGAGACAGAGUCCUCCUCAUCUGAGUGCCACUCAGAUCCAGAGGAACUGGCCAAAGUGCCCCCUCCUUGCCCAGGACCCAGUGGCCCAGGGCCCCUGAAGUCCAAGGACUGCAGCGGCAACAUCCUGAGCGUGAGCAGCCUGGCGAGUACCAGUAGCGCCUCCAUCCCGGACCCGGGGGCUACUGACCUGUUGGAUGACCCCCUCUUCUCCCCCAUUCCCAUGGCACCCAACGAGCUAUUGUCUCCACUCCGAGACCUCGAUGAGGUCAAGUCCCUGUGGGUCAAGAUUGAGCUCAGCUUCCUAACCCGGGUGCCUGGUCGGGACCCCCCGGAGCCAGCCCUGACCAAGCCAGAGCCCAGGGACCCUGUCACCAGGCACCGCCGGCAAUCGCCUGUGUCCAUGCCAGUUGAGAAGCCCCCAAGCAAAUCCAAGAGAAAACACAAGUCGGAGAAUUGCGAACCUAUUAGUGGGACCAAGAAGUCACGUCUGGAGUCGAGUCUCCAGCCCCCCUGCAUAUCCCCCGUACACAGCCACAAGUUCACCAGCACUAAAGACUCGUCGAAGAAGCAGCCCAGGAAGAGGGAUGAGAAGCUCCUCCCUCCACUGCUGUCGCCCCUGUCUGAUGAGCCCAUCCGGCAAUUCCCACCUGGGGGGUGUGGCUCUUUCGGCCCCGAAGCCGUCCCUCCCCCGACCUCCGUGGCGGGCUCCUUUCCCUCUAGCUGCCCAUUACCCUUAUCUUCCUCUUCGUCUUCCUCUUCCUCCUCCUCAUCUUCUUCCUCACACAAGCACCGCAAAGGGGACAGCAAGGUUCCAGCCCAUUCCAAGGAAGAGGACACCCGCGGCAAGCCUUCCGGCAGUUUCCAUGGCAACGGGCAGCCCGACAUCGAGCUGUGGUCCAACCCGCCAUCGGUGUCGGCGGACCAUCCGGAGCCCAGGAGGCCCAAGCUGACAUUCAGCAACAUCCUCCACAACGCCGACUACUACAUGCAGGAGGCCAAGCGGUUAAAGCACAAAGCUGACGCCCUGCUGGAGAAGUUCGGCAAGGCGGUAAACUACGCAGAUGGCGCACUCUCGUUCAUCGAGUGCGGCAACGCAAUGGAGCGGGACCCCCUGGAAGCCAAGUCACCCUACACCAUGUACUCAGAGACGGUUGAGCUCAUCAGGUACGCCAUGAGGUUAAAGAACUUCACCAGCCAUUCUGCAACCGUUGCAGAGAAGAAAUUAGCCGUCUUGUGCUACCGGUGUUUAUCCCUGCUUUAUCUGAGGAUGUUUAAACUAAAGAAGGACCACGCCAUGAAGUACUCCCGCUCGCUGAUGGAGUACUUCAAGAACUCCACCAAGCCGUCACAAGCGCCCUCUCCCUUGGGAGCAAAUGGAAAGGGCACAGGCACGCCGUCACCCAUGUCCCUGAGCUCGUCGCCCGUGAGCUCGGUGAGCAGCGGCACUGGUCCUGGAGGCCCCUCGCCCAGCGGCUGCGUCGCUAUCCCCCAGCGCAUCCACCACAUGGCGGCGAGUCACGUCAACAUCACCAACAAUGUGCUGCGCAGCUACGAGCACUGGGACACGGCGGACCGGCUGGCACGCGAGAGCCAAGAGUUCUUUCUGGAGCUGGACUCGGUGAUGGAGCCGCUCACACAGCACAGUAGCAUGACAGACCUGGUGCGUUACAUCAGGCAGGGGCUCCACUGGCUGCGUCUCGAGGCUCACUUAUUAUAGGACUUGGGCCGCCGCUGCCGUCCCCCACGUCUCCCGUCUCCAUCACUACCUCUACCAGCACGUCCAUCUCCAGCCGCCCCACCCCCACGAGGACCGCCCCUCUCUGCCAGCCAAUCACAGUCCUCGGGAGGAGUCCGCACCCUUGUGUAUAACCAUGCAUUUUUUGGCUUUUUUUGUUGUUUACUUUUUGUUUUUUGUUUUUAUUUUGUUAUUGGCCGUCUGAGGAACUUUAAGAGUCCCACUGGAUUUGAAGGAAUUUCAAGACUUUCCCAAAAGUGAGAAGGCGUCUUCACUCUUAAUUUGUUUUUAACCCAAACAUUCUGUGGAAUGACAACUGUUAAGGACAGUGGAUUGUCCUGCACUGUGACAGAGAGAUAGAGUGGGACGGUGGGGGGUGGGAUGGGGAGUGGGGUUAGAGUGUGUGAAGGAUUGACUUGUUCAAGCCGGAAAGGUCCCUGCACACCACGUGGUUUCAUCGUAUUGUAUGCAGUACUGGACGUCUCAAUAGACUGCGAGUUUGUUUUCACUUAUCAUUAGCUAUGGGACGGGUGAAAAAUGGCUUAUUUGUACACUUUGGAAAAAAGUCACAGUGUUUUAAUUCACUGGUUGAUGGUUUAUCGAUUCCUGGAUGUUCCAGUAGGAUGCAAUGAAGGUCAGCAAGCCACGGCCAAGUAAGAGGAGCGAUCUAGAGAGGAGCUGCCAUUUCGGGCGUCUCAUUCCAAGCCAGAUCAUCACUCGGCCGUCUUCAAGAGGGGACACAGUCUGGCGGAAAGCAGCACAUCCAUCCGUGAGAUCAGCAGCCAGGUGGAGCAUCACUCGGGGGGGGGGGGGGGGGGGGAGGCACAGAACUCAACCGAGGUGUCCGAUGCGUGAUCGCUAUCAGCCUGAAAAGCAGAACGAGGUUUUGGUGAUGCAGCUGUAUCUGAAAGUAGUUUGCCUUCACCGCAGGCUUUCGGUACCAUUGGCCGGCGUCUUCACUAUGGUCUCCUGCAUCUUUCUUCUCAUGCUGGGGGGGGAGGGGGGUCCAGGUCUGGAGUACGUUACGUUUUCUGAUUGCGGCUUUUAACCUGAGCCCAAAUUCACUGUCUUCCUGACUCGGGGAAAGCAUGUCAGUACUGUGCAGUACAGACCUCCAUCUCCCACUGUGCUCAGACACGUCGGUCGCCAGCCAAUCACGCCGAACCUUCACAGGUGACAUGGUAUUUCAGUCCAUGGUCUAUAAAUGCGCUCCGGAUCGACCUCCGCGGCCCUAAAUGUUUCAUUUGACGUUGUUCAUGGUCGUAGGUGCAACGGGUGUGUUGUGGCCCCCUGCCUGUUACAGAGGACCCCACCCGCCCAGAUUAACAUCUGCGUCGACAGUGUAAAGGCACAGGCGUCAUGGGGACAUCAGUCCUCAUGCCCGUGUGGGGCAAGGGAGGUGUACUGUUACCCAUGGACCACCCUUUCACCCUUUACCAGCCACCUAGGGUGGCUUCUAAGGGGCACCAACUAAGCAAAGUGCCACCCCUACCCUCUCCAAGACACAGUGAAACUGGGCGGUGAAGUAUAUUGGGGGGGGGGGGCGGCUAGGGUGGCCUACGGGCUUUGACCGGGAUUGCGCUUUGCUGCUGGCGAAUUUAAAUGAGCCAUCGGAAGGACGGGACUGAAAUGGACUCUUCAGCCAGACGAUACAAAGUGCCUACUGACCGAGGUGACAAUAUGAAGCGCCUGUUUAAGAAUGAUGAUGUGAUUCCUCCAUACCAUAUUGGUAUAUUAGAUUUUUUCAUAAAGCCACAGUUAUUUAUUUGUAUACUUUUUACUGAUGAUGGUGAUACCAUUUUGGCUUUAAAAAAAUCGCUAACGUCUAACUUAUUUAUUUCACAGUAUUAAAGAGAAUAGUUGCUCUUGUGUCGACGGUAAGGAGAAUAAACCACAAAAUUGCAGAGAGGAACGCAGAUGACUGAACGAAUUAUUUAAUUAAAUUAACGACUCGCUCUCUCCUGACCAGUGAACCAAAUCAUUUUAACUAUUGUUUAAUUAAUCUGGUUGUUGUUGAUGCAGAAUAUUCUAGAAGAGUGCCAUAAAUUUCCAGUAUUUACCCUGUUUAUCGUGCAAUAGCUCUGUGAUUCCAGACUGAGGACAGAUAGCAAUAUUCAGUUUAAUAUUAGUAUCAUUAAACUACACGUAGGAGGGUCUAAGAAUAUCCACUUUGUUUCUUGGCAUUUACACAAAAAUACUCAAUGUACAAAGAAAUCUCAGUAGAAAAUGUAGAGUUCUCCAUUCCCUUUUUUUAUUAUUGUUUUUUGCAACUUUGUGUAUAAUGUCCAGUGCAUCCAUGUCAGCACAUGGAACAACGAAGCGUCUCCUCAUUAGUUUUAUGCAAAUGGUAGCCCCUCCUCAGCCAGCGCCAGCUGUCAGCCACAGCAAAGGGGGCCGCUCGCGAUUCUGAGUGGGCUAUUCACAGCUGCUUCGUGAAGGAGUCACUCUGGCAGGGAGACCAGCAUCCCGUGGCGGAGGGGAGGAGGGGAGUGUAGCCACACAGUUCUUCAUUCCAUAAUGCAAACACCAUGUUAGACUCCCUGUUUCAAGGCAUUUUGUGGUACGGGGAACAGACAUUUAACAUCUGGUACUAUUUUAGUUAUUAUUAUUUGUUGUUUUUAUAUGAAAGCAGGCCUGCUGAUUGGACGGCCUUUCGUGAUACCCCCCCCCCCCACCUCCGCAAACAAAUGCCGUUAAGCAGGCGUGAUGGGGGCCAUCUGGCCAUCACUGUCGUGAAACAGCUGCCCCCGCCUCACGCGUGACCUACCGAGCUCCGACGCACCACCGCAUAACUCAAGGUGGUGACUCUGCAAAUUAAUUGGCUGAUGGAGGACCGCUCUGCUCGAUAUAAUUGGAUAAUUUCGACAGGGGUUUGGGUGACCUCGCAGUAUUAACCUUAGAAGUCUGCCUCUUGUGAGCGCACUUUUAGUGUUGAAGUCUUUCUUAAUGUUAACUUUCUUGUUUUUUUGAUACCUGUAGCACCGGUGUGUUCGUAGAUGCAGUCAGAUAAAUGCACCAGCGUAACUGCGCGAAUGUGCAUCGCUUAUGUAUUGACGUGAGUCAAGGUCAGCACCCACAAGUAGCGGGAUCGUCUGCAGGUCACUGUCCUCUUUCCAAAGUGAUAAUGCAAUCAUGGACAACAGAUCUUAAUACUGAGGUGGUAACAAGGAAUUGGAGGCACAUCUCUAAGAUGCCCCCCUUAAAAGAGCCUAAUGUCUUAAAAACGUCAGAAGAAGCAUGACAAAGCCAGCCAUGUUUAAUGACUCACCUUCA
Paramormyrops kingsleyae is the source of this 7135-nucleotide messenger RNA. It is a transcript of the gene aff2, whose product is annotated as AF4/FMR2 family, member 2. Lineage: Eukaryota; Metazoa; Chordata; Actinopteri; Osteoglossiformes; Mormyridae. Gene Ontology annotation, biological process: regulation of RNA splicing. The record is from RefSeq and is a predicted model, not a curated record. Gene Ontology annotation, molecular function: G-quadruplex RNA binding. Gene Ontology annotation, cellular component: nuclear speck; nucleus.